AUGGUGGAUAAUCAGUCUGCGAAGCGCAAGGCUCCCUCCGUCGAGGCCUCCGACGGCUACUUCGAGAGCUACGCCGGCCUUGGCAUCCACGAGGAGAUGCUGCGCUGCAGACGCACAGACGCCUACCUGCAAGCCAUCCGCAGUGCCGGCCUCGCGGGAAAGACGGUUCUAGACGUCGGCUGUGGGACUGGGGUGCUCGCCAUCGCGUGUGCGCGUGCUGGCGCGCGCAAGGUCUACGCCGUUGAGGCGUCGGCAGUCGCUGAGUGCGCGCGUGCCGUCGUCAGCGCCUCCGGGCUCACCGGCUUAGUUGAGGUGAUCCGCGGCAAGGUGGAGGAGGUGGAGCUGCCCGAGCGCGUCGACGUGAUUGUCUCCGAGUGGAUGGGCUGCUUCCUGCUCUACGAGUCGAUGCUCGACUCCGUGCUGCGAGCGCGCGACCGCUGGCUCAAGCCCGGAGGGAGCAUGCUGCCUCGGCGGGCGCAGAUGUGGCUCGCUCCUUUCCGGGACGAGGAGGCCGCCGAGGAGCAGAAGGCGUUCUGGGCGGAUGUCCACGGCAUCGACAUGAGCUGCCUCGCCCCGAUCGCUCGCGCGGAGCUCGCGCGCAGGCCUGAGGUCGAGCUGCUGCUGGCGCAGAACGUGAUCUCGUCGCCGAGCUGCGUGCUCGACAUCGGGGACCUCGCCAGCUGCGACCUGUCCGACUGCCAGUCCCUCUGCGCGAGCUUCGACCUGAGCAGCCACGUGCGCGCGGAGCUGCACGGCUUCGUCGGCUACUUCGCCGUCGAGCUCGUCCCGGGGCAAUGGCUGAGCACUGCGCCCGACGCAGAGCCGACGCACUGGCGGCACGUCCUCUUCCACUGCGAGCUGCCGCUGCCCGUGCAGCAGGACGAGCGCAUCCGGGGCCGCCUCACCAUGACGCAGGCCACGCAGAACCCGCGCUGCUGGGACGUGGUCAUCUCCUUCGGCGUGUCGGGCGGCGGCGAAGAGCGCACUCAGCGAUACGAGCUGGACGUGAGGUGUUGA
Messenger RNA from Emiliania huxleyi CCMP1516, 1017 nucleotides. RefSeq lists its product as hypothetical. Gene Ontology annotation, molecular function: protein-arginine N-methyltransferase activity. The record is from RefSeq and is a predicted model, not a curated record. The coding region runs from base 1 to 1017 and encodes 338 amino acids. Gene Ontology annotation, biological process: peptidyl-arginine methylation. The transcript has a single exon. Lineage: Eukaryota; Haptophyta; Isochrysidales; Noelaerhabdaceae.